ACUGUCGUUGCUGACAAAAAGCAGAAUUUACGACCAAAGCACAGGUAUAUCUUUCUGAAAAUCGGCAUCCUCUGUAUAACGGUCAUUGUUUGGAUUUACCUGUGUUAUUUCGCUUACAAGCGAAUUUCCGGCGCAUUAAGGCAGAAGCGAGAAUGUAGAAAUAUACAUGAAACUUUGUCACCAAGUAUUGAAGAUUUUGAUCCUGAUUUUAAACGAUACGAAAUCAAAUCAUCAACAUUUCAAAUUGAUCAUGUGAUUGGAAGUGGGGCAUUCUCUGUUGUUUUCUAUGGCACCAUGGAUUUACAUGGCAACAAAAGACGCCAGCCCGUAGCAAUUAAGACCGUGAAGGAAUCGGCAACAGACGCACAGCGAGAGUCGUUUGUUAACGAAAUUCGUAUUAUGAUCAGCUUAGGCAGAUUUCGAAAUAUCGUGAAGCUGAUUGGUUGCUGUACAUUGGAGUACCCAUACUACGUCAUAUUGGAGUACAUGGAACAUGGUGACCUGCACAGCUUCUUGAGAAAGUGUCACCAGCCUCAGUGUCAAGAUCCGCUAUACAAUUUAAAUGACAUCAAUAAAUGUAACAUCGCCCGCCAGGUGGCAUUGGGAAUGGAAUUUCUAUCAUUGCGUCGGUAUUACCAUGGUGAUCUUGCAGCUAGGAAUAUACUGGUUGGUAAAGAGUUGACGGUGAAAAUAUCUGAUUUUGGUUUAUCGACUGAUAUCUACACGAGCGGACACGGCGUGCUGAAGGACAAGCAACCCAGACCAAUUUUGUGGGCAAGUCUUGAGACAAACCUGUAUGGAAUUUGCACGUCAAAAAGUGAUGUUUGGUCGUUUGGUGUCCUCCUUUACGAAAUUUAUACUUACGGAGCAGUGCCAUAUCCAGGUAUACUUGUGACAGAGGUGGUUGCGAAGUUACAGAAUGGAUAUCGAAUGGGCAAACCAAUGGACUGCCCAGAAAUUAUAUACACAAUAAUGUCUAAUUGCUGGGACGCAAUACCAUCGAACAGAAGGACAUUUACACAGCUUGUUGAAGUAAUUGAUAUAUAUCUUGAGGAAUUCUCUCAGAACGACUACAUGCAACUAGGCAGUCAAGAAAACCUCACCUUACAACACACCGACAAACAGCCGCUGAGUACACCGGGCCCAGCCAUCGAGGAGUCUCCAUUUCUCAGCCAGAGAGAGUUCGUCUGAGUGUGCCAUUUUUUAUCCUCACUUUAACCGAGUGAAGCUUAGGUGAACGCGGCCGGUCUUUCGGGACGGAAACGAUGGACCACAGACACAUGUUGAGAAAGAGUUGACGCCACCCUUCAAUUAGAUACAUCAUGCGUGAAGGAAAUUUAUCAUUAUUAUCAUCAUCAUCGUCAUCAUUAUCAUCAGGUGAUGAUGAUAACCAAAUACAGAGUCAAAAUACUAACUCCCAUCACGAUGGCGUGUAUAUCUUCACUUGGAGUAUGUAUUAUUCUCUCAAAUAUUUUUUCGUAUAAGAUUGAACUAUUUUCAUGUGCAACAUUAAGAUUUAAAAUCAAUAAAAAAGCGAGUGAUAGACAGCUUUACUAUGGCGAAGAAUCAAAAUUUUAGUUUGAGGGUAGAUUGAAAAAUGUUAGCGCAAAGUGCCACACAAAAGCUAGUUAAUCAUUGUGGAAUUCCAGCGUGCAUUCCCCCUUAUAGAGAUUGGUUUGUCUGCUGUCAGAAGGCGAGCGAUCCUUCGUCACCCCCUCAAUUUGCCACCGUUUUUUACCAUAUUAAAACACGGGUUUUACAAGAGAAAAGAACACAAGGCAGGAGGCGGCAAUAAUCACUUUAUAGCAUCACCAUGGAUACCAGACAUAAUUACUGAUCAUCAAAUUACGAGUCCGAAUGAGACAAAAACAGAGAAGCAGCAAACCUACAAGAAGAAUACAGAGAAUGAGCAAAAAAAAAGUGAGAGUUGACAGAAUGGAGAGAGAGAGAGAGAAAAUGA
Anneissia japonica is the source of this 1960-nucleotide messenger RNA. RefSeq names its product tyrosine-protein kinase receptor Tie-1-like. The transcript has 7 exons. Gene Ontology annotation, biological process: multicellular organism development; cell surface receptor protein tyrosine kinase signaling pathway; protein phosphorylation. The coding region runs from base 295 to 1191 and encodes 298 amino acids. The record is from RefSeq and is a predicted model, not a curated record. Gene Ontology annotation, cellular component: signaling receptor complex. Gene Ontology annotation, molecular function: ATP binding; transmembrane receptor protein tyrosine kinase activity. Lineage: Eukaryota; Metazoa; Echinodermata; Crinoidea; Comatulida; Comatulidae.